AUGUAUAAAUUGUUUGCAAUAAGAAGAAAUAAGAAAUUUUUAUAUAACGAAAAAAAUGUUUUUCAUAAUAAGUGGAUACAUAAUAUUCAUAAGAGAGUGGAAUUAGAAGGAAAUGAAAGAAGAUAUAGUUCAAUAUGUGUAAACUCAUUGAAUAAAAAUGUUAAAAAUAUUAAUAAAAUUGUUAUAUGUAAUGAUAAUAGUUAUAAAUUUUCUUUAAAUUACUUUUUAAAAUUAAUUCUUAAAUGGAAGAAAAGAAAUAAUUUUCAUUUUGAAAAUAAGUUUAUGAAGUACAUAAAAAUGAAUCAUACAAAUGUUAAUAAAGAUGAAAAAAUUGAUUAUAAAAAUAUAAAAAAGAAUUUUGUAAAUUAUGAAAAUAUAAAAUUUUUUUUAAAUAAUUAUUUUCUUCCAAAUAGUUUAAAUGAUAAAGUGAAGGGAUAUUUUCCAAGUGGGAAUAAAUUAAAUAACAAAUAUAUUUCUUUUUUUAAUAAGUUUUUAGAUAAAAGUAAAGAGGAUAUAGAAGAAAUACUUAAUUUUUUAAAAGAAAGUAAAUUAAAAAAAAAAAACAUUUCUUUUUUUGGAAAUAUUUUGUAUAACAAUAAAAUUGAUAAAAUAAAUUUAUUUGAAUUUUUGAAAAUAUAUUUUACUAAAGUACCUAAAGGAUUUGAAAGAUUUGAAGACAAAAAAUCAUCUCCUAAUUCAUAUAAGCCUGAGGAUGAGAAAAAUAAAAAAUUUGAUAAUUAUUUUUUUUAUAUAUUUUUUUUGUUGUUAUUGUUCUUUUUGUUAUUUGUUGAUUCGAAUAGCCUUUAUAAUGAAAUAACUCAAAAUGAUUUUUUUUAUAAUUAUUUGUCUAAAGGAUAUGUAGAAAAAAUUAAGUUAAUAAAUAAGGAUUAUGUGAAAGCAUACUUAAAUACAUAUGGAAUAAAAAAAUAUCAUUUAAAAUAUGUAUGUUUUCGAAUUGGCAAUAGUGAUAGUUUUGAGAGAAAGGUAGAAGAAAUUCAAAAAGAAAUGAAUAUAAAUAGGGAUGAAAUAAUAGAAGUACAAUACAUGAAUGAAACGAACAUAUUAAAUGAAAUAAAAGGUUAUAUUCCUAGUAUAUUAUUUUUUUUAUUAUUAAUUUUUUUAUUUCAAAAAAUUACCUUAAAAAAUGUAACAAAUAGUGGUAUGGAUAAAUUAUUUAAGUUUAGUAAAAUAUCUCCUAUCAAUAAAAAUAAUUUUAAAACAGAUGUAAAAUUUUCUAAUGUAGCUGGAAUGAAACAAGCAAAAGAAGAGAUAAUGGAAUUUGUAGAUUUUUUAAAAAAUCCUUCAAAAUAUGAAAUCUUAGGAGCAAAAAUUCCAAAAGGAGCAUUAUUAUGUGGUGCUCCGGGUACAGGAAAAACUUUAUUAGCAAAAGCAGUAGCAGGAGAAGCUAAUGUUCCUUUUUUUAAUAUUAGUGGUAGUGAUUUUAUUGAAGUUUUUGUUGGUAUAGGUCCAUCUAGGGUUAGAGAAUUAUUCGCUCAAGCGAGAAAACAUGCUCCUUCAAUUAUUUUUAUUGAUGAAAUUGAUGCUGUUGGAAGAAAAAGAUCAAAAGGUGGAUUUGCAGGAGGUGGAAAUGAUGAAAGGGAAAAUACACUUAAUCAGAUGUUAGUUGAAAUGGAUGGGUUUCAUACAUCUAAUGAUAAAGUGGUUGUUUUAGCUGGUACCAAUAGAGUGGAUAUAUUAGAUCCUGCCAUUACUAGACCUGGAAGAUUUGAUAGAAUUGUUAAUAUAAGUAAACCAGAUAUUAAUGAAAGAUCAGAAAUAUUUCAAGUUCACUUAAAAAAUUUAAAAUUACAUGAAACUUUAGAUAUUAAAAAUAUUAGCUAUAUUUUAGCUUCCUUAACCCCAGGUUUUGUGGGAGCAGAUAUUGCAAAUGUUGUUAAUGAGGGAGCUAUUCAGUGCGCUAGGAGAUCUAAUUUAUUAGGAGUUCAAAUAAAAGAUUUUGAAUUAGCCAUUGAAAGAGUUAUAGGUGGAUUACCAAAAUCUUCUUCUCUUAUAUCACCUCUCGAAAAAAAAAUUAUUUCAUAUCAUGAAACAGGUCAUGCACUUAUUGGGUGGUUUUUAGAAUUUGCAGAUCCAGUUUUAAAAGUUUCUAUUAUACCAAGAAACAAUGGUGCUCUUGGUUAUUCACAACACUUAAGUGAAGAAAUUAUGUUGUUUUCAAGAGAAGCUAUAUUAGAUAAAAUUGCGGUAAUAUUAGGUGGAAGAGCAGCUGAAGAGUUAUUUAUUGGAAAAAUUACUACUGGUGCUAUUGAUGAUUUAAAUAAAGUUACUCAACUUUCUUACUCGUUUGUUUCUCAGUAUGGUAUGAAUAAAGAAAUAGGACUAGUUUCUUUUCAACCUAAUUCUAAUAGUGAAUAUAAUCUAUAUAGACCACAUUCUGAAUGUUUAGCUCACUUAAUUGAUAAUGAAGUCCGUAAUCUUAUAGAAACUCAGUAUAAAAGAGUUAAAUCAAUUUUAUUAAAAAAUGAACAACAUGUUCAUAAUUUAGCUAAUUUAUUAUAUCAAAAAGAAACAAUAUCUUAUCAUGAUAUUGUUAAAUGUGUUGGUGAAAGACCUCAUCCAAUUAAAUCAAACUACGAAAAGUUUGUUAAAGCAAAUCCAUACAAAUUAAUACCAAACGAAACUGAAACAAAUGUAAUUAAUAAAAAUGAGAUUAAUAAAGAUGAAAUAAUGAGUGAAAAUGACUCAGAAAACAAAGAAAAGAUAAGUAACGAGAAUGACAAAUGCAAUAAUAAUGAAACAAAAAGAAAAAACGAUGUAAAUAAUAAUUGUGAUACAAGUGAAGUAGAAAUAAAAAAUGAAAUAACCAACCCAUAUGAAUUAAAUGAAGAAAAUAAUGAUCAAGAUAAAAAUGAUAAGCAGAUGGAUAUUAAUAAAAAAGUAAAUAAAAAUAAAAAAGAUAAUAAAAUAUCUAAUUUAAAUAUAAGGUAA
This is a messenger RNA of Plasmodium gallinaceum, 2949 nucleotides long. Its product is annotated as ATP-dependent zinc metalloprotease FTSH, putative. Gene Ontology annotation, cellular component: m-AAA complex; membrane. The record is from RefSeq and is a predicted model, not a curated record. The transcript has a single exon. Gene Ontology annotation, biological process: protein-containing complex assembly; mitochondrial protein processing. Bases 1 to 2949 code for a protein of 982 amino acids. NCBI's taxonomy places the organism in Eukaryota, Apicomplexa, Aconoidasida, Haemosporida, Plasmodiidae. Gene Ontology annotation, molecular function: ATP hydrolysis activity; ATP-dependent peptidase activity; zinc ion binding.